AUGAUUGAUCGUUCGCAGUCAACCGCAACCAAGAAAAGAGAUCCUCCUGAAUGGUUGAAAAAAGCAGCGGAAAGAGCAAAUGUUUCAGGUUUGAUGGCUGCAUGGACAAAUAAGAAAUCAUCACUUGAUCCACCUUCACCUCGAAGGGAUUCCUCGAACGAAACUCCUCACGAAAAACCAAAUAGCUACAUAUAUCAGCAGAACGGCUAUAGCCAAAUGAAAACACCGUCAAAUCCCAUUUAUCCUCAAAACGGAUAUUACACCUUUGACAGUAUUCCACCUACACAACAUAACGCCUACAACAGUAUUCCUCCCGGCCAUCCUCAGAUUCCCUACCCUCGCAACCAAUUCCAAGCUCCAUAUCGUAAAUAUGGUCGUGAACAAGAUCUUAACCAGCUGAAUUACGCUCACCCGAAUCCGACUCUUCAGCAUCUUCCCCAACAUUCCUCCAAUCGAGCACAGCUACAACGUCAGGACGUAAAUGACAGAGUCUCACUGGAGAAUUACCCUUCACUGCGCCAGCCUGGUAUUUAUGAGGGAAAUCUGCAACAACCAUUCUAUAGAACUCAAACUUCUUCAGCCGAACGACCAGUCCGUCCCAGAUACGAUCAAUACGUGCAACCAGAUAACCAAUAUCAGUAUCGUCAUUUUCUCGAUGGACAACGACCAGAUGCAACAUCUACCCCUCAGAGCUACACGAUGUCUUCUAGUGAUCGUAAUCACUCCAUGUCUUCUUCAUCGUACCAGCUAUCUGAACAAACUAGCCAUGCGAUGAAUUACUCUAGUCGGUAUGAACCUCCUCAGCCUUCCUUUACAUAUCAGUACGGCCAACCUCUUCCUCAUAUCGACGAUACUCAAUUAGGCAGAUCGUCUCCUUCUCAAGUCAAUCCUAUACAACAUGCAGAACGAUCUCACGGACAUCGAGUCAGAUUUCAGCUUGACACUCAUGAAAUCUCACCUGUAGAGUCUUCAGUCCCUACGUUAACAGGAAUCAUUGAGAUCCCGCUUGCUCAGCAGGAUGGUCAUCCCCCGAUGGUUCAUCCUCACCAUCAAAAUGCUAAAGUUGUUCUCCCUCAUCUUGCAUACUCUCAGCCAUACCUUCCGGUCGGACACAAUCCUCAGUCUCAUCAAUUGGACGUGGUUGAACACCAGCAGGCCUGGCCCAGUCCUGAAGCUUAUCUAGGGAAUGUUGUCACUCAACACCCCGCUUCCUCGUCAAUUGAAAAUCGCAUUCCUCCUACAUUGCAGAAAGUUCAUCAGGAGAUUCUUGCCUCUCGAAGGAAAAAGGACUCCAAGCUUAAGGUGCACCCAAACUUGGGCAGAAAAGUGGUUCAGAAUCUGGAAAUGGUAGCUGAAAGGAGUCUGGAUGAACUCGAUUUGCUAAGGCCAGAGUUGUUAGAUCAGGAAGAGGUUGUAUCGCUGCGAUCGCACCGUACUCUAAAUGGCUCGCACAGAAAAUAUGGUGGACUGAAUACUGAUCACAAUCAGAAAAUUCCCAUUGCUACUCAAUCAUAUUCUGACAAACCUCGCACUCACGUUUCGCCUGAUAAUUUGGGUGUUUAUGACCAUUCCCAAGAUAGUCCAGACGAUCACACCUCUUCCUAUUCACCUUCCGAAACUGACAAUUCUUCUGAUUAUGAGACGUCGGAUGAUUGCUCAUCUUCAAAAUCCCGCAAUUUAACUCACCGUUUUGGGAAAAGUGAACGAUCAAUCCAACUCCAUUCGAGACCAAGCAUCCAACAGAAUCUGGAAAAAAGGAAGAAGCGAAAAAGAUCCAGUUCUGGCUCAACUCGAUACAAUGAGUGCUCAUCAGAGAAAACUGACAACAAUACCGAUUACAGAACCUCAAGACGAAGAAAAAAAGCUAGGAUCGAUCCAGAACUUCUCAGUGAAUCAGAAUCCGAGUUAUCAACCGUCGAUGAAUUUUCUGGCGAUGAUCAAAGUGUACGCUAUAUAUCUGACGAUCUGAAUGACGGAAGGGUAGCUCCUGAACAGCGACCUUAUACACCAAAACUACCUAAAAUCACUAAACCAUUGAGCUUCUUCGCUGACAAUGUCAUCAUCCCUCCUAACGUUUAUACUGAUCGGAUUUCUUAUCGAUGCAAACCCGCCAAGAACGUCAAGUCGCCUAAGGUACAUCAAGCGGCCACCAAAAAGCCCAGUGGCGAUCUAUUCAACAACAACAAGAAGAAGGUUCGAUUCUCAAACCUCAGUCAAGAUAGCAUUCCAGGUGAAGAGAUAGAAGGCUUUUCAGAUGAACAGGAAGAAGACGACCUUGAAAUCGACCGCCAAGACCAGUUAAUGGAAAAUGAACAAACGGAGAAAAGUCAAACUGCACAAUCGAUGAUCAGAACUAAUAGUAGGAAAGCUGAGAAAAGAUGGUUGAAAAAGUGGCAAGAUGGAGAAAGGUUAUCUACGGUCGAUGAGGAGGAAGAUGUCGAUGAAGAUGAUGAGGUCGAGGUAGAUGGAAACCUUAUCUCAGUCGAUGAUAAGGAUGGUGAUCAUCCCAAUCUCAUUGUUGUUCAAGUGAUGGUACAACAAGAACAGGAGGAAGAUCAGUUCUGGGGUAAAGGAGGUGAAUUAGGUUUCAAGGUUUGGAGAGACGGUUACUGA
Messenger RNA from Kwoniella shivajii, 2613 nucleotides. RefSeq lists its product as uncharacterized. Lineage: Eukaryota; Fungi; Basidiomycota; Tremellomycetes; Tremellales; Cryptococcaceae. The transcript has 2 exons. Bases 1 to 2613 code for a protein of 870 amino acids. The record is from RefSeq and is a predicted model, not a curated record.